Thunnus maccoyii (southern bluefin tuna) is the source of this 2294-nucleotide messenger RNA. RefSeq names its product actin related protein 10 (gene actr10). Bases 131 to 1384 code for a protein of 417 amino acids. The record is from RefSeq and is a predicted model, not a curated record. Gene Ontology annotation, biological process: retrograde axonal transport of mitochondrion. NCBI's taxonomy places the organism in Eukaryota, Metazoa, Chordata, Actinopteri, Scombriformes, Scombridae. The transcript has 13 exons.
CUGCGUGACGUCAUCACGUCUCUGAAGACCCAACCCAGCCCAACAGGAAGACAACAGAUUUUUUUUAUACGAUGCAAAUUUGCCACUGUCAACGCUAAUUACAAACACUAAUUUCAAACAAAUCGGUAAAAUGCCAUUAUUUGAUGGAUUGGGAAGUGGAGCAGAGAAGACUGCGAUCGUCAUUGAUUUAGGAGCAGCUUACACAAAAUGUGGCUUUGCAGGGGAAACGGGGCCCAGGUUCAUAAUUCCGAGCGAGAUCCGGAGGCCAGGACAGCAACAGGCCACCAAAGUGGUUCAGUACAACAUCAACACAGAAGAGCUUUAUGUCAUCCUCAAAGAGUUUAUCCACAUACUGUACUUCAGGCACCUGCUGGUGAACCCUCGCGACAGAAGAGUGGUCAUCAUCGAGUCCAUCCUCUGCCCGUCUCACUUCAGGGAGACGCUCACCAAGGUUUUCUUCAAACAGUUUGAGGUGCCCUCUGUGCUGUUUGCACCAAGUCAUCUCAUGGCCAUCAUGUCUUUGGGUAUCAACUCCGCCCUGGUGAUGGACUGUGGCCACACAGAGACGCUGGUGCUUCCUGUUUAUGAGUGCACUCCUAUUCUGCCAGCUUGGGAGGCUUUGCCUUUGGGUGGAAAAGCCAUCCAUAAAGAAUUAGAUGGACUUCUUGUGGAACAGUGCACCGUGGACACAGACGCCACCACUGGGCAGACCGUACCAGCUGUCAUCGGGACCAUCCCAGAGGAGACUGUGGAGGAUAUCAAGGUCAGAACAUGCUUUGUCAGUGACCUGCAGAGAGGCCUCAAGAUUCAGGAAGCCAAAUUUAACCUGGACGGCACCGCUGAGCGUCCAGCACCUCCUCCAGAUGUUGAUUACCCUUUGGAUGGAGAGAAAAUCCUGCAUAUCAAAGGAUCCAUCAGGGACUCUGUGAUGGAGAUUCUGUUUGAGCAGGACAAUGAGGAGAAGAGUGUGGCCUCUCUGAUACUUGACGCUCUGGUGAAGUGCCCCAUUGACACACGUAAGGUGCUCUCUGAGAACCUGGUGGUGAUCGGAGGGACAGCCAUGCUGCCAGGCUUCCUGCACCGUUUACUGGCGGAGAUCCGCCUCCUGGUGGAGAAACCAAAGUACAGCGACGUCCUGGCCAGCAAGAGCUUCCGCAUACACGCUCCACCCGCCAAGCCCAACUGCACCGCCUGGCUCGGAGGUGCCAUCUUUGGGGCGCUGCAAGACAUCCUGGGCAGCAGGUCGGUGUCCCGGGACUACUACAACCAGACAGGCCGCAUCCCAGACUGGUGCUGCUUGAGCUCCCCUCCUCCUGAAUCUCUGUACGAAGCAGGGAAGACCCCUCCUCCACUCAUGAAGAGAGCCUUCUCCACAGAGAAGUAGAUUGUGCUGCAAUAUAAUUCAAACAAUGUACUUCAAUUUCUGAUAGAACAGUCCAGUAAUCUUUAAUGUAACAUUUCCACACAAAACGACUUAACGUGUUACCUAAACAAAGAGCUCUAGAUGUUUUUAAUAUCUAGUAGUCACGCCUAAGUUUUUGUAUGCACUGAUUGUGGACUGUUUGAUAAUCAGGUGAGCUGUUUUCUGACCUUACGAGACAGAACAGAUAUUGGGAUUCAAGGUCGUUACAUGAGUAUUCCACUAAAUAUGAACAUCAGUGAGUAAAAAAAUCACAGUGUUAAAAUUUCAAUGGUUCAUGCGCUAUGUGCAGCCUUGUUGGGAGUCUCAUUGGGCAAGAGAAAACAACCUGUACGUGCUAAUUCUUAUUAUCACUCCAGUUUUUUGAAUUUACUGAACAGUUAAACUGGAAAAACAAAAAUGUGUCAGAUCAUUGAACGUUGCUGUUUUGAUGUUGCCCAACUUAUAAGGAAAAACAGAAAUGUAGAAAGGAGUCACGACAUUGAGCUUUUAGUCAUGGAUUUGUCAGUAAAUCUUCAGAAAAUGUUGCCCAACUUAUAUGGAGAAACAUAAACUUAGAAAGGAGUCACGUCAUUGAGCUUUUAGUCAUUGGUUUGUCAGUAAAUCUACAGAAAAUGUUGCCCAACUUAUAUGGAGAAACGUAAACUUAGAAAGGAGUCACGUCAUUGAACUUUUAGUCAUUGGUUUGUCAGUAAAUCUACAGAAAAUAUCGCCCAUCUUCAUUUGAGUAUGAUACAGUGUGAAAGUUCGGUUAUGACGGUAACAUCCCGUGAAGUUUUUUUCAGAAAAAGAAAAAAAACGUUUCAUUUAUUUAUUGUUUGUACUUCAAAGUGUAAAGUGAUUUGCUGAAGUCAUUAAAGGCCCUUCACACUCA